AUGGGACCUUCUUACCCUUUUGUCGCCGCAAAAGUCUUAGGUCCCAACUCUUCUCUCAUAAACAAACCUCUUUUGGAAAAAAGAAGAAGAACAAUGUACUCUUCCUUGUCUGUACCAAAACGUCUCGCUUUGGUCCCUACCUUCGUCGUGGUGGCCAUACAAUUUCUCCUUUUACGCAGCAUUUCGUCCUUGAACAUAACUAAUGCGUAUCUUCACCACACAUGCUUUGUCAGUCAAGGGAAAUACAAUCCCGGAAGUGCGUACGAGAAAGACCUCAAUGAUAUCAUCAAAUCCAUCCCUUUGACCAGUAAUUUUAGCCGUGGUUUCAAAAUGAUGUCCCUUGGUAAAGGUCCUAAUUUCGUCUCCGUCACUCAUCAGUGCCGCGGCGACUCCUAUGGGCCCAAAUGCCGCUCUUGCUUUACCAACACCGCCUCUGAGCUUCGUAGGAGAUGUCCAAAAAAACAAAGGGGGAAUAAUAUGGUACGACCAAUGUCUUCUCGAGAUUUCUGCAUCAAUACGUUCGAGAAGAUCGAUUACAAGAACAAUUUUUGUAUGUCCAAUGCGAAAACAUUUAGUGUCGACAAUUAUUCUAACAUGAACUGGCUGAUUUUCAUCAACAAUCUGACAACUAAAGCCAUCAGUGAAAAAAACCCGUCGCCGCUGUACGCUGCGGGGGAGAGGAGGUUGGGGAAGGACAAACUGUACAGAAUGGUGCAAUGUAUGCAAGACAUCUCGUCAACGGAUUGUGAGGAGUGUCUCGGAAGUAAUCUCUUGAAAUUUCAAAAAUGCUUGUACUAUAAACGAGGAGCGAGAGCUGUAGGUAGAAGUUGUACCUUUAGGUAUGAGUUUUACCCUUUCAUUGAUACCAAGGCCGACCUCAAUGAUAUCAUCAAAUCCAUCCCUUUGACCAGUAAUUUUAGCCGUGGUUUCGAAAUGAUGUCCCUUGGUAAAGGUCCUAAUUUCGUCUCCGUCACUCAUCAGUGCCGCGGUGACUCCUAUGGGCCCAAAUGCCGCUCUUGCUUUACCAACACCGCCUCUGAGCUUCGUAGGAGAUGUCCAAAAAAAACAAAGGGGGAAUAAUAUGGUACGACCAAUGUCUUCUCGAGAUUUCUGCCAUCAAUACGUUCGAGAAGAUCGAUUACAAGAACAAUUUUUGUAUGUCCAAUGCGAAAACAUUUAGUGUCGACAAUUAUUCUAACAUGAACUGGCUGAUUUUCAUCAACAAUCUGACAACUAAAGCCAUCAGUGAAAAAAACCCGUCGCCGCUGUACGCUGCGGGGGAGAGGAGGUUGGGGAAGGACAAACUGUACGGAAUGGUGCAAUGUAUGCAAGACAUCUCGUCAACGGAUUGUGAGGAGUGUCUCGGAAGUAAUCUCUUGAAAUUUCAAAAAUGCUUGUACUAUAAACGAGGAGCGAGAGCUGUAGGUAGAAGCUGUACCUUUAGGUAUGAGUUUUACCCUUUCAUUGAUACCAAGGCCGGUUCUAAAAAUUUCAAGACCUAAAGAAAUUUGAUUAAAGUGUUGUGGCUUUUAGUUUUUUUUUUCUGUAAACUUUAAAUUUCAUUUUAUAUUAUAUGAAUUUUAUUUAGACAGAAUGUAUGAUGUAAUUUAUCUAAAUCUGUAUUCCGAAAAAGAUUUUUUUGUUUGGAAUUUUUCUUGUAAAUUUGUUCUUUUUGGAAAUUUCUAAAAUGAUUUCAUGAAUGAAAAU
Messenger RNA from Thlaspi arvense, 1707 nucleotides. The record is from the annotation of a GenBank genome assembly. Lineage: Eukaryota; Viridiplantae; Streptophyta; Magnoliopsida; Brassicales; Brassicaceae.